CUCGUUAGCUCGUCAUGGGGGAGGCAGACGUGACGCUCAGUCAGUCCGACGAGAAGCCUCCGGACUCCGGCUCGGCUCCCGGAGAGGACGCGGUGGUCUGGAGCCACGAGGUGGAGGUCUGUCUGUUCCACGCGAUGAUCGGACACAAGCCCGUCGGAGUGAACCGUCACUUCCACAUGAUCUGCAUCAGAGACAAGUUCAGCCAGAACAUCGGCCGGCAGGUUUCCUCCUCCGUCAUCUGGGAUCAUCUGGGGACGAUGUACGACAUGCAGGCUCUGCACGAGUCGGAGAUCCUGCCGUUUCCAAACACAGAGAAGAGCUUCUCUCUGCCUGAUGACAUCAUCCAGGAGGUGAAAGAAGGGAAGCUGGGCUCGGAGGAGGAGACCAAAGAGGAGUUCAGGAUGGAGAGAGAACCUCCAGCUACACAUGAAGAAGGCAGCAACUCGUCGGUGAAGAUGUCGGAGCGAACGAGCAGCGGUCGGGACAAGGAGAGAGAGCGGGACAAGGAGAAGGGAGGGAGCGAAGGAGGAGCGGCAUCAGGAGGGGGAGGAGCAGGAGGUGGUGCUGGAGGAGGAGGCGCUGGAGGAGGAGGAGGCGCCGGAGGAGGAGGAGGGGCGAAGGAAGCGGAGAAGAGGAAGAGGAGUCGAGCGGCAGAGAAGCUGCUAUCGUCCUCCAACCCGGCGAGUCCGGGAGGGGCCAAGAGGAGACGCACCUGAGAGGAGGACGGAGAGAGAGAGACAAUGUGAGAGGAGGAGAGAGAGAGACAGACAGCUGCAGUCAGAGUGACGAAGAAGAAGAAGAAUCUGAAGUCACGGGAGUCAAACCUGCGAGCUGCGUGUCACGUGACCGUCUGAUCGCCGCGCUGCGAACAGGCCGGAGGAGGAGGAGGAAGGGGAGGAGCUUCAUGUUGACUUGUUCUGCUCCUUCACUCAGCCUGGUGAUGCUGAGUGAUUUCUGACCGCAGACAAAGUGAUGCAGCAGAACCACGGAGAUCCUCUUUUUGUUUUUAUUAUUCUUCCACUCAUUCUUCUUCAAAACCAGGUUCCUACAUUACCCACAAUGCAACUCGACCGCCAACGACUUUUUUUGCCACCUAUAGUAACUACCGUCAUUGAUGAUCCAUGUUGUCAGAUACAGAUCCCUUUGUUGUUGGAUGAUAGCAGCUGGUCUACAAGGAUCCAGACUAUUAAUUUUUUUUCCACCGUCCCAAAAAUAAUUUCAUUGCUCUGAAGUCAGUAAACCAUCAAAAUACUAAAUGUUAUACUUUUACUCUGUUAUAGUAAUUUAUAGUGGGUUUUUUUCUUAAUAAAAACACACAAUUCAAAUGAUAAGGAAAUAAAAGAUUGUAUUUUUAUGGAUUAAAACAGAUCUAUUCAUUAGUAGUGUUAAUGAUGUGUUAUAAUCUUAGAGCUCGUGUUAGGAAGUUAAACAUCAUAAUUCAUCUCUAAUAUCUAUUUUAUAUUAAUGUGAAAACAUCUUCAAACUACUGGAUUUAUUCUAGUUUAUCACCAACUCUACAUUUUACAGAUUACAUUGAACACAUCAUGAUAACAUUAUAAUUUACCUUCAGACAAUACUCAUUUUCACUGAACAGAGCCUGAACGCAUCAUAAUGUAACUGAACAGAACCUCUGUUCAUUAACCGUUAGCAGUGCUGCUAACGUUACUAGCUCUCCUCCUGUUAGCGGUGCUGCUAACGUUACUAGCUCUCCUCCUGUUAGCGGUGCUGCUAACGUUACUAGCUCUCCUCCUGUUAGCGGUGCUGCUAACGUUACUAGCUCUCCUGUUGGUUUAAACACAGAUUGGUUGUUUACAAUGUAACAUCAUCAGAGAUCAGAGACUAGAAAAGCAUAAAUGACGUCCUGAUCUCAUGUUUUACUGAAUAUUGGAGGAUAACGAUCGUCAGUAAAACUUUAUUUGACACGGUUAACGUUUAACUGUGGAUUAAUUUAAGGUUUGCAUGUGUGAAGAACCGUGAGGGGGAUCAGUACCGAUCAUCAGCGGUAGCUAGUUAGCGGCUAACGUAGCCUGGAGGUCUCACUUCUCUUUCGCUCCUCUGGAUUUCUUUACUUUUCUUCUAAACUUGUAGUCCUUAACCGGAUCAAGCGACCGUUUCAAAGGCUAUCAGCUGAUUGGAUGGUCGUUAUCAGAGGUUCUGAUGCUUCUGACGGGUUCAAACUCCACCGACCACGUUGUGAAUGUGAAACUUAAGGUUGUGAAUUGAAACAAAACGUCCUGGCUUGGUUUUAAAAAGAAAAGAUUUAGGAUGGGGUUUGGUGAAAUAAGACACUAACAGUGGUCUCCAGGGUGAAAGUCCCUCCUCACCGCCCUCACCGGACUUCCUCCUUCGUCAUAAUUACUAUGACCACUGUAAGAUAUGAUGAAACCGUCUCAACCAAUCAGCAGCCUUCCUCUGACUGUCCAUGAGGCCGAUCAAUCAGCUGCUAUCAGUGGACAUUUAUCAGACGUCUCAAGUCUUUAUUCUACUUGAACACCUGGAGACACGCUGAGCUGGUUUACAUCCUGGUACUUUGUCUCUGUGGCUGCAUGAAGACGAGUUGACUCCUCCCACCCGAGCGCCUAAAGACAUCAUCAAACCUGUUUUUAUUUACAGAAUCAGUUAGAUCUUUGUGUUAAAGGUCAACGUGAUCAUAAACAUAAACAUCAAUAUGAAGUUGUGCUGUUUUUAUUAUAUUUGACAGGUUUUAUUGAGACUGUUUGAAAGGCUUUUUAUUGUUUGACUGUUAAACAUAUUGCAAUAAAUCUCUGUUGUAUUUUUUAUUUUUCCUAAAUAGAUUUUUUUUAAAGUUUAUUGAGUAUUUUUUUGUGUGUUCCUUUUCUUCUUAUUUCCUGACGCCGAUGGUCACAUGACUGGGGGAAAUCUCAAACAGGAAGUGAUCGCUUUCAUCGUCACACUGUAAAAAUAAAACGUUCCCUUUUCAUUUUUAUUGUUAAUUUAUUGAUGUUUGAGGCUGUUUGUGUCAUUAAAGAUGAACUCAGAUCGGUUUGGUCUCCUCUCAUUCCUCAACAGAAAGAAACCUGGAAAGUAACUAAGUACAUUUUUAAUUCCAGUACAAUUUUGAGGUACUUAUACUUUCAUUUGUUAUACUACUUUAUACUUCUAUAAGUACUUCCCUACAUUUAUCUGACAGCUUUACUGACUUUACAGAUUUUCUGUUCCUAUUAAUAAUAGGAAAAGAAAACUAUAUGUAAAAAUGUUAUUUUGUAAAGUGAGAACUUUUGAUACUUUAAGGAAAUGUUGCUCUGAAUAUUUUUUUCA
Anoplopoma fimbria (sablefish) is the source of this 3279-nucleotide messenger RNA. RefSeq names its product MRG/MORF4L binding protein (gene mrgbp). Gene Ontology annotation, biological process: regulation of transcription by RNA polymerase II. Lineage: Eukaryota; Metazoa; Chordata; Actinopteri; Perciformes; Anoplopomatidae. The transcript is spliced from 5 exons. The record is from RefSeq and is a predicted model, not a curated record. Gene Ontology annotation, cellular component: NuA4 histone acetyltransferase complex; nucleus. The coding region runs from base 15 to 716 and encodes 233 amino acids.